This is a messenger RNA of Prorocentrum cordatum, 4834 nucleotides long. Lineage: Eukaryota; Dinophyceae; Prorocentrales; Prorocentraceae. The record is from the annotation of a GenBank genome assembly.
UGUGAUGUUCGGCUUGGCCUUCAGCGGGGUCUACGUUGCAGCGACUCCGAAGGCCCGCUUGUUACAAGCCCCCGCAUUGACGAAAGGAAAGAUUCGGACUAUAUACCAGAUUAUGGAGAACCAAAACCCAUUCCCCGAGCAGGCAGCGCGGCGGGCAACGCCGCUCAUGUGGGCUGUGGCCUCGGCACUGGGCAAGGCGACCUCUCUGCGCGCGUCGUGCGUGCACGUCCACCUCGCGAUUCUGGUGGCCACAACUCUCGGGGCAGUUCAGCUCGAGUACGGUGGAGUCUUAUCCCGACAAUGCAAUCAGCUCAUGAUCCAGCAUGGCCCACCUGGGGAUGGAAAGUAUGUUGCGCUGUGGUUGGACGUGCAAGUGCUGGCCUUCUUCGACAUGAUACAGGAGAGGCGAGCCAAGAAAAAAUACGGAGAGGCCGAGCAGAAACACAAGGAGGACCCAGAUAACAAUCCACAGCCGGCGAAAAAAGAACAUGCUAAAGACACCAUCUUCAACGAAGGGACGUUCAUCGGCCUCGGGAACUUCAUGCAGGCGCAAGGGGAGACCGCAUUUCUUGUGCUACACGAAGGGAAAACAUGGCCACCCCACACCUUCGACAACGGCCCAGGGGGCGGCAUCGACGACCUCAACCAAAUUCACUAUCAUGACAUGUACAAGAACCACCCUGGGCUCUCACACCACGUGGCGCCGGGCCCGGCCCUUGCCAUGGGGCUCGCCUUAUCUUUCCUGGGCGACACAGAGCUGCUAGAGUGGGACCUCGAGUCGCCGAUCGCGCCCGCCAACGAGAGCGACCCUCUCUCGCGCUACGAGCGCAUCUCCCCGAGGCUCAAUUUCACAGAGUACGUUGGCCUGUUAAGGAACUCGGUGCACAGAUGGAGUCGGAUGUACCGCAACGCGGGCGGAGGCCAGGGCGAAGAGAAGACGGCGGCGAUCGAGGCGGGCACCGAGAAGCAGCUAACCAUGGAAUUUGGUGCUGCACGCUGGCACUCAUGGGGCUCUAUGCUGGGAUGGGCCCGCAGUGCUGCGGUCGCUAUGUGGGCGACGUCAUCGUGGGGCACCAGUGGAGGCCUCACCUUCUUCGCCUGGAGGGCCGCGCUGCACUUCCGAGCCUGGGACUGGGCCAAGUGGGCGGUGGAGAAGCUAGACGACGCGCGCGCGUUCCUGAUAGAGCUGGACGACUUCAGGGCCUACCUCUACAACCUCUACCAGGGCGGUCGCCUGGAGUUGCCGAUGUUGCUCCUCUCCUUCAUGAUGGCCUUCACCCCCGCGCGCUGGAGUUGGCGUUGCCGCCAUGGCCUGCCACGGUUUGGCGGCGCCAGCCCUCCAGGGAGCGAUGCGGACAGCGACGGGGGAGCUGGGCCUUCUGUUCACGACAAGGAAGCGUCGGAGAUGAGGAAGAUGAUGCAGGACCUGAUGGAGGAGAUGCACCGGGAUCGCCGCGACCGCCGCCGCGCGGAGGCGGAGACCGAGGGAAGCUCAGCUCGGGUUGCAGACCAGGCGUCGACCGCAGCGACGGCGGGCUCGACAGCACCCCCCACCAUCAACCUGGAAGAGGUCGCGAUAGAGGAGGUCGGGGUGAACAUCGGGCCGCUGCGCGAAUCGUUGAAGGACCCGAGGGUUCGCCCGAUGGAGAACCUGGCGAAGCUGAAGUCGGCCACAACGUUCGAGCUGCCCCCAGGGCUGACGGCCCGCAUCGCCCCCGACCUCCUCGUGCAGACAUACGGCAAGUACGGCAGCAUGCGCAAGUUCGCGACGGACUGGGUCAAGCAGAAAGAGCUCUACAAUAAUCACAUCGGCCACGAGAUGUUCUUGCAUUGCAUGACCCUGGAUCGCAUGUUGGAGGCCUCUCCCAGUUUCAUCACGACGGCUGGCUGCGAGAUCCUGUGUUCGAGGGUCUACGCGCUGAAGCGGGCGUUCAAGGGUGCGCGCGCGAUGUCACACUGGAAGCAGCCCCGCGGCGCAUCGGCCAACAAGUGGAACGUCGAGAAGGACCUCGCUGCGCGGCUGCAGCAGAAGGCGCCGUUCCAGAAGUACCUGCACAAGGCGGGCUCCGAUGGCUACACUGCCCUGGCCAUGGCGACGUCUGGCGCAGCUCCGGCACAAGAGACUCGACCUCGCGACAGCGAUCUUCUGCCGGACAUGCCGCUGCCCCCCUGGGACGCGGUGGCCAGCCGCAUGGAGUCCGCCCCCAAUGGCACCAUCAACAAGGGCCACAUCUACGACGUCGACGUGGACGUGGACGCCGCCGUCGAGCGCGCCCUCGCUGGCCGGGCCUCGCCGUGCGAGGGCGAGGGGGUCACCGAGUCCCUGGGCGUGGAUUCGAAGGGUCGCCGCGCGCUGCCGAAGGGUGCGAUGUGCUCAGUCGACGUGGACGAGCUGGUGCUGCCUGCGCCUGGGACCGCCCCCGUCAAGCUUAUCGACAUCUGCCCCCUCGCUGUCGAGUAUUUCUCGGACAUGGAGGGCCGCGUGCUGAGGCGCGGCAUGCUGACCUUCACCAAAGAGAAGAAAGAGUCGGUUUCACUGUUCGGGGUCAUCAAGAAGUACGUGGAGUCGGAGGUGGACGGCGACCUGGUCCUGCAGCGGCAUGGGCGCGCGAUCUGGGACGAGCGGCGGGCCAACCUCCGCUGGAAGCGGCCGCCCCACGUGCCGCCCGGCAGCCCCGCCUCAUUCGCGGACCUGGACCUCUCCGACAUCGAGGAGGAGGGGCGCGUCUACUCCGUGGUCGGCGACGUACCCGACAUGUUCUACAGGUUGGAGACGCCCCCGCAGUGCUGGCCGCACUUCUGCUUGGACGAGAUUGGCGUGGACGAGUUCGUGCCGUGCAUGGCCGAGCGAGCGGUCGACGUCGAGGCGUCCGCCGACUCGCGCUACCUGGCCCUGAAUGCGCUCGCCAUGGGGUGGUCUUGGGCGCCGUUCCUGGCGCACUCCGGCCUGCAGGCGUGCAUGGAGAUGGCCCUCGGCGAGGCGCUCAACUGGGCCUGCAUGGGCGACUGCGGCGCGGUGGCGAGCAGCGCGGGCGCGAAGGGUCGCGAGAAGGAGCUGAUCUCGAGCAUGGCGGCGAAGGUCAAGUCCUACUUGGAGUCCGUGGGCCUCGCGGCCCACGAGGUCUACCACGAGAUGCGACGCCCUUCGAGCCCGACCGCCGCCUUCUGUCUGUCCGCGGAGGCGCGGGCCGAGCUCGCCACCGCUGCCUACUGCGCCCCGCUCAUGGUCACGUGCCUGGAGUCGCCCUGGGCCCGCCGGGCCAUCCUGACCGACUCCAGCGACGCGGGCUACGGAGUUGCCGUCGCCCAGGAGGACGCAUGGCAGGAGGGCUGCGGCGGCUACGCCCACGACGCCGACGAGCUGGCGCAGGCCACGGCCCCAGUCGCGCGUGGCCCGAGCGCGCGCGCGUUCCGCUUCCUCUACCUCUUCGCGGGGGUUCGGCGGUCAGGAGACCUCGAGGAGCACCUGCGGCGGCGCGCGGAGAGCGCCGGCGUCCUCGUCGAGGUCAUGUCCCUGGAUGCAGUCAUCGACCCGAGGCGCGACCUCACCGACCCCGACUUCCUGAACGUCAUCGUGAGGCUCGUCGACAAGGGCUACUUCCAAGGGGUCAUGGGCCCCGCCCUCUGCGCGCGCGCGGAGCCGCGGGGGCGCGCCGACAUCAGGCUGACCUGGUGGGAGCGGCGGCGGCUCGAGCUGGGCGCCAAGUCGCUCAUGACGGCGUUGACGGUGAUCCGCGCGGGGGGGCCGCCCUAUCCGUCGAUCUGGAACCUCGCAGAGCUGAAAGACCUCGUCAAGGACUUUGGAGGAUGGGUCAACUACCUGCACCAAUGCCGCUACGGCGCCCCCUCCAUGAAGCCGACCAUGGUCGGCAUCUUCGGCGCAUUCAACAGGGGCGACGGGAGCGCCGCCGCUCGGCUCUGCCUCGCCUGUAACCAUGAGGGGCACCAUCGGGUGACGGUCGAAGGCCGAGAGGAGCCAGGAGGUCCGACCUUUCGCACCGCUGCUGCGCAGACCUACCAGCCAGAGUUCUGCAAUGCCCUCAGCGAGGUCAUCAUCGAGGCGCUCGUGCACAUGAGGUCCUCGAGGUCGCGGGGGCUUCGCGUCCUCAUCCUGACCGACAGCAUGGCGGCCUUGGGCGCGCUGGGGAAGGGCCGAUCGAGCGCCCCAGCGCUGUUGCGCCUCUGCCGCCAGGCGGCGGCCAUCACCCUGGCGUCAGCCUCUGCGGCCCAUGGCACGACCCCGAUGACCAAGAGGGGCCCCUUGGCAUGUGACAACUACGCGACGGACCCGAACGCUGGCUUGCUGGACGGUGGCUUCACGCGCUUGCUCACGCACUCGGUGGCCGACGCCACCACCACCGAGUGGGCCCCAAAGGUACGACAGUUCCUCAACUUCUGCAUCCAGCGGGGCUGGCAACUCACAUCUGAGUCGGAGGUCGACCGUGCGCUGGCAGACUACAUGGACAUCCAGUGCUACGGCGAGCGCAAGAGAGCGACCCUCGGCUCGGUGGUCCUGUUCGGCAUGUUGGUGAUCUGGCCAGAGCUUCGCAACAAUAUGCCCAUUGCCCUGAGGAGCCUCAAGAGUUGGCAGAAGCUGGCUGGCACGAGCGAGGGGGGCCCACUCCCAGAGGAGGCCAUCUACGCGAUCGCCAUCUACAUGAUCGAACAGGGCCACUACGUGGAGGCCGUCUGGACGCUUACGCAGUACGACGUCUACGGCCGAGAGCAGGACAUGGAGAUGCUGAAGGUCGCGGACGUCGUGUGGGACGGCCAGUGCAUGGCCCUGACCUUUAACGUCUCGAGUCGCGGGGAAGAGGUCAAGACGGGCACCGAG